This is a messenger RNA of Papaver somniferum (opium poppy), 1730 nucleotides long. RefSeq names its product hydroquinone glucosyltransferase-like. Bases 67 to 1497 code for a protein of 476 amino acids. The record is from RefSeq and is a predicted model, not a curated record. Gene Ontology annotation, molecular function: UDP-glycosyltransferase activity. The transcript has a single exon. Lineage: Eukaryota; Viridiplantae; Streptophyta; Magnoliopsida; Ranunculales; Papaveraceae.
ACUACUUUGUGCUCAGUUUUAUCAAAUUUCACCUUGUCUUCAUAUUUAUCAGAUCUUUGUUCGGGUAUGGAGGAAACUUACCAAUCUCUUCCUCCCCAUGUAAUUAUUCUUCCAAGUCCAGGUAUGGGUCAUCUAAUACCACUCACUGAGUUUGCUAAACGACUCGUUCUUAAUCAUGGUAUCAUAAUUACAUUCACCAUUCCAACUGAGAGUAUUAAUUCUACAUCUGAAGCUCAGAAAUUAGUUCUUGAUUCUCUUCCAGGUUCUAUCAAUUCCAUAUUUUUAUCUCCUGUGAAUUUAAGUGACAUUCCGAAUGAUGUCCCUAUUGGUUCCCGAAUUGUUUCAACAGUGACUCGUUCCCUUUCUUCUCUUAUCGAGUCGCUUAAAAUCAUUACUUCUAGUCAUCGUGUUGUUGCUCUUGUUGUUGAUAUCUUUGGUACUAGUGCUCUUGAUGUUGCUAACGAGUACAAUAUUACACCUUAUAUUUUCUUUCCAUCAACAGCUAUGUAUUUGUCUUUGUUAUACCAUUUACCUGUUAUGGACCAGGCUUACUCUUGUGAGUAUAGAGAUGUAUCUCAUCCAAUUCAGAUUCCAGGUUGUGUGCCAAUCUGGGCCUGGGGGACCGAUCUUCUGGAUCUACUUCAAGAUAGGAAGCCAGAAAUUUAUAACAGAAGUUUACAGUACUGGAGGAGGUUAAAUAUAGCUGCAGGUAUUUUGCUCAAUAGCUCUGAAGAUCUCGAACCCGGUCCUAUAAAGGCUUUGAAUGGAAAAGAAUGGGAUAACCCGCCAGUUUACCCAAUCGGACCACUUAUUAGAACGGGUGUGAGCGAUGAUGGAUACGAUCAGUCUGGUUGUUUGCAGUGGUUGGAUAAUCAGCCAGUGUGUUCUGUUUUGUUCAUCUCAUUUGGUAGUGCAGGAACCCUCUCCAAUGAGAAACUAACUGAAUUAGCCUUGGGGCUAGAAAUGAGUCAACACAAGUUCUUGUGGGUUCUAAGAAGCCCUACUGAUACGUCUGCAGAUGCAAAUUACUUGAAUUCCGAAAGCGUUGGGGAUCCUUUUGAAUUCUUACCAAAAGGGUUUUUGGAUAGAACAAGAGUGUCAGGUCUUGUUGUUUCUUCAUGGGCACCACAAGUGCGCAUCCUUAGCCACAGAUCAACUGGCGGGUUCUUAACUCAUUGUGGAUGGAAUUCGACUCUUGAAAGUGUUAUAAAUGGUGUCCCCUUAAUUGCUUGGCCACUCUUUGCUGAGCAAAAAAUGAAUGCGGUGAUGCUUACAGAUGAUUUGAAGGUAGCUUUAAGGCCGAAAGUAAACAAAAAUGGGAUUAUAGAGAGUGGUGAGAUUUCUAGGUGUGUUAAGGGAGUUAUGGGAGGAGAAGAAGGGCACAAGCUUAGGUGCAGGAUGGGAGAUCUUAAAGGUGCUGCUGCUAGUUCGUUGUCUGAGGGUGGCUCGUCGUUUAAGUCGCUUGCUGAGGUGGCAAACAAGUGGAAAAAUCUUUAGAUGUAAUCUUUUACUAUCCUGACGAAAAAUAAAAGACCAGCCAAGGAGGGAAGCCAACUUGCGUUUACAAAUGUAUUAAGCCAACGGAGAUUGCCGGCCAGGCCACGCUUCAUCAUUGAGCACAGAGCUUGUCCAAAUAAACAGAGAUGGUAAAUCUUUAUUACUUUCAUAAAUGUAUAUUUACAGUUGGAACUCAGGUGAAAUACCCAAGAAAUAAAUCAUGAUUUAAACUA